UCAUAUCUAUUUGUAUUAAGUUGGUAUAUUUUGAAUAGUUCACUUCGGCUGUUUGAAGUACUUCUUGGGGGAUUGUUUUUGUGUGGAGGGAAUCUAUGUGAAACCCGUUUACCCAUAUUUUACAUCUUUAAAGUGAUUAAUUCUAUAUACCUGAAUAAAACGAAAAUAAAAUGGCCCAAUGUUUGCGAAGUUUAAAUAAUAGGGUGCGUAAAAUCGGCCAAUAUGCUCCCAGUAUUCAUUCCAGAAAAUUUCACUCAUCAAUUUAUGUAGCUUCAAAAGUGGCUUUGUCAAAAUUUGAUUCUGAUGUUUUUCUCCCAUAUGAGAAGCUCACCAAUACCUUAAACGUUGUGUCCGAUCGCCUUAACCGCCCCCUAACACUUUCUGAAAAAAUUUUGUACUCCCAUUUGGACGACCCGAAAAAUCAGGAUAUUGAGAGGGGAACUUCGUACUUACGUCUUAGACCAGAUCGGGUAGCUAUGCAAGAUGCUACUGCUCAAAUGGCGCUGUUACAAUUCAUAUCAUCUGGUCUAAAAAGGGUGGCGGUACCAUCGACUGUACAUUGUGACCAUUUAAUUGAAGCUCAGACUGGUGGAAAAGAGGACUUAGCUAGAGCAAAGGAUCUUAACAAGGAAGUAUACAAAUUUUUAGCGUCAGCAUGUGCUAAAUACGGUCUUGGUUUUUGGAAACCUGGAAGUGGAAUUAUACAUCAAAUUAUUUUGGAGAAUUAUGCUUUUCCUGGACUUUUAAUGAUUGGGACUGACUCGCACACUCCAAAUGGAGGUGGUCUUGGAGGACUUUGUAUUGGCGUAGGAGGCGCAGAUGCUGUUGAUGUGAUGGCUGAUAUUCCUUGGGAAUUAAAGUGUCCAAAGGUAAUCGGAGUUAAUUUAACAGGGAAAAUCAGUGGAUGGACCUCUCCCAAGGAUAUUAUAUUAAAGGUAGCAGAUAUUCUUACUGUGAAAGGUGGCACUGGUGCUAUAAUAGAAUAUCAUGGUAAUGGCGUUGAUUCAAUAUCUUGUACUGGUAUGGCAACAAUUUGUAAUAUGGGGGCAGAGAUUGGAGCCACCACAUCAGUAUUCCCUUUUAACGAUCGUAUGGCGAAGUAUCUGAAGUCCACUGGCAGAAGUAGUAUCGCAGACGAAGCAAAUAAAUAUAAAACAAAACUUUUUGCACCUGAUGGCAAUUGCGAAUAUGAUGAAUUAAUUCAGAUUAAUCUAGAUAAAUUGGAACCCCAUGUUAAUGGUCCAUUUACCCCUGACUUGGCUCAUCCAAUAAGUAAACUGGGUGUAAAUGCUAAGCAAAAUGGUUACCCAUUAGAUAUUAAAGUAGGCCUUAUUGGUUCAUGUACUAAUUCAUCAUAUGAAGAUAUGGGUCGUUGUGCAAAUAUUGCAAAAGAUGCAAUGAGUCAUGGACUGAAGUCGAAAAUACCAUUUAACGUUACUCCAGGAUCUGAGCAAAUUCGUGCAACCAUAGAGAGGGAUGGUAUCGGAGAAGUUUUUGAAAAAUUUGGUGGUACUGUUUUAGCAAAUGCGUGUGGACCUUGCAUUGGACAGUGGGAUCGUAAGGAUGUAAAGAAAGGGGAGAAAAAUACAAUUGUUACAUCAUACAACCGCAACUUCACUGGCCGAAAUGACGCUAAUCCUGCAACCCACUCAUUUGUCACCAGCCCAGAAUUAGUCACUGCUUUAUCAAUCGCGGGGCGAUUAGACUUUAAUCCAUUAACCGAUGAACUAACUGGAUCGGAUGGUAAAAAAUUCAAACUGAGUGCUCCAUUUGGUGAUGAAUUACCUUCGAAGGGUUUUGACCCCGGAAUGGACACGUUUGAUGCACCACCAAAGAGUGGCGAUUCUGUUAAAGUGGACGUGGAUCCAAAGAGUCAACGCCUGCAACUUUUAGAUCCUUUUGACAAAUGGAAUGGCAAAGACUUGGAAGACAUGACAAUUCUUAUUAAAGUAAAAGGAAAAUGUACAACAGAUCACAUUUCUGCUGCUGGACCUUGGCUGAAAUACAGAGGACAUUUAGACAACAUCUCAAAUAAUAUGUUUAUAGGAGCUGUCAAUUCUGAAAAUAACGAAAUGAAUAAAAUAAAAAAUCAGCGGACCGGGGAAUGGGGAGGUGUGCCCGACGUUGCACGAGAUUACAAGGCAAAUGGAAUUAAAUGGGUAGCAAUCGGGGAUGAAAAUUAUGGAGAAGGUUCAUCACGCGAACAUGCCGCUCUAGAACCCCGACAUCUUGGCGGUAGAGCAAUCAUAGUUAAAUCUUUUGCCCGCAUUCACGAAACAAAUCUUAAAAAGCAGGGUUUGUUACCUUUGACAUUUGCAAAUGCAGCUGAUUACGAUAAGAUUAAACCAGAAAGCAAAAUUUCCUUGCUCGGGCUAAAUGAAAUAGCACCAGGAAAACAAAUUGAUUGCGAAAUUAAAACUGGCGACAAAAUCGAUAAAAUUAAACUGAAUCAUACUCUAAAUGAUUUACAAAUUGGUUGGUUCAAAGCUGGUAGCGCUCUUAAUCGCAUGAAAGAGAUCGCAAAAUAACCAAAUCAAAAAUCAUCAAACUUUUUCUAAUUCUGUUAAUAUAAAGACUAUCCAAUUAUAUAGUAUAAUAAUGGAGAUUUGUUGGUGCCUGUAUAUAUUUUUGAAGUCAAGUUACUACUUUAGUAAAUAAUACAUUGUUGUUUUAAUUUAAGCCUUUUUCUGCUCGCAUAAGUUUAUUAAAUUUGUGUUAUAGAUCUAAAAAUUGGAGCUUGGUUCAAUAAAUAAAAUAAUGCAGGUGAA
Zeugodacus cucurbitae (melon fly) is the source of this 2768-nucleotide messenger RNA. It is a transcript of the gene mAcon1, whose product is annotated as probable aconitate hydratase, mitochondrial. Gene Ontology annotation, cellular component: mitochondrion; cytosol. Gene Ontology annotation, biological process: tricarboxylic acid cycle. Lineage: Eukaryota; Metazoa; Arthropoda; Insecta; Diptera; Tephritidae. The transcript is spliced from 6 exons. Gene Ontology annotation, molecular function: aconitate hydratase activity; 4 iron, 4 sulfur cluster binding. Bases 171 to 2528 code for a protein of 785 amino acids. The record is from RefSeq and is a predicted model, not a curated record.